AUGACCCUGAGAAACUUUGGUCUGGGAAGCAGUCUAUGGAGGAAAGGAUUCUGGAGGAGACAUCAUACAUCAUUGCACCCUUGGAGAAAAGUGUUGGUAUGAAAGUAUAACAUUUAAAAUUGACAUUAAUCUGUCUUUGUGGUAAAGAAACGUAUCAUACUUGUCAUUUAACUGAUCAUAAAUAGAUAAUAACUACUACUAUAUAUUUUUAUUUUGUACAGGGAGGCACUCAGACUAUCUUCCAUAAAUCUUCAUUCAAUAUCCUUUAUCUUGUACUAUUUGGGUCCCGCUAUGAAUAUGACGACAAGUUUCUUAAGUUCUUCAUUCGUAUCUUCACUGAGAAUGCGAAGAUCACUAAUGGACCCUGGGCAUUG
Messenger RNA from Coregonus sp. 'balchen', 374 nucleotides. The record is from the annotation of a GenBank genome assembly. NCBI's taxonomy places the organism in Eukaryota, Metazoa, Chordata, Actinopteri, Salmoniformes, Salmonidae.